AUUUGCAACACCGAAAUCCCUCUGCAAACCGCCCGAUCCAAGCUCCCACGACCCCAACAGUCGGAGCACCCAGCUCUACUGAUUCGUACAAAUAUCCGCCAUAAUGAGCCGCGAACCCCUUCCGUCCUCAAUGGAUACUGCGGAGAGCACCAAUUUCGCGAGGAAAGCGGCAUGCAGAAAUUUACCAGACGCCUUAAAGAAGAGCCCUUGGUUCCACUAGGAUGCGCCGCCACAUGUUACGCCCUCUACCGCGCCUACCGAUCUAUGAAAGCCGGCGACUCCGCCGAGAUGAACCGCAUGUUCCGCGCCCGUAUCUUCGCCCAGGCAUUCACACUAGUCGCCUUGGUGGCAGGCGGUAUGUAUUUCAAGACCGAGCGCCAGCAGCGCCGCGAAUUCGAGAAGGCUGUGGAGGAGCGUAAAUCACAAGAAAAGCGCGAUGCUUGGUUGCGGGAGCUGGAGGUCCGUGACAAAGAAGAUCGUGAGUGGCGUGAGCGCCAUGCUGCUAUCGAGGCUGCGGCGAAGGAGGCUGGACAGAAGCCCCAGCAGCCAGAUGCCGCUCGCGCGUCGAUUGAGCCGGCAGAUGAGAAGAAGGUCGGUGUUUUGGAUGCCGUGAGGGUUUUGCUGGCCAAGCGGAACUAGGGUGAUCCUUGCCCUUGUAAAAUACUAUGACACGUUGUAGUGAUUGAUCUGUAUUAUUUUUGUAUAUAGCUGCUCCAAUCUCCACCAAGCAUUUGACGUUUCUAGGUUUACUCUGAAGUCAC
This is a messenger RNA of Penicillium pulvis, 761 nucleotides long. RefSeq names its product respiratory supercomplex assembly factor RCF1 (gene rcf1). The transcript is spliced from 3 exons. The annotation marks the transcript as partial. Gene Ontology annotation, biological process: mitochondrial respirasome assembly. Gene Ontology annotation, cellular component: mitochondrion. The record is from RefSeq and is a predicted model, not a curated record. NCBI's taxonomy places the organism in Eukaryota, Fungi, Ascomycota, Eurotiomycetes, Eurotiales, Aspergillaceae.